GGCGGCACUGCAUACGAGAAGCGUGAGAUCCGCGGUGAGCAAGAUUCGCGGGCUUUUCUGUCUCGGCACUGACCCCGGCCUUGGACGACGACGCGCUGGCUUGCAAGAUCGAUCUGACAGGCGUCUACGCCGUCGAGAGCAUUCACAGUCCUCUUGAUGGAUUGAACGCAAGACUGCUCGGCCAUUGAGACUGCAAAUUCGAGCACGAUCGGCUCUGUUAAAAGUGUUGUCGUCAUCUCCAGUGAGGGACGCUGGCCAAGCAAGCGCGAUGAUGAAGAAGGCCGGUCUACUGUGCAAUGCGCUGUAGACGAUCAGGCGGGACUCGCUCUAAGCUGUAGGUUCGCAAAUGGCGGGGGCACCUGCACCUCCUCCUCCACGACGACGAUCUCGAGCGUGCAUUAAUCAAUCUACGCGCUACUUUGCACCCGUGCCCGCGAAUCUAUCGACGUCCUCACGCUCAGCUUGACCGUCGCAUGCGCCAGCGAUGAGUCAAUUUGUUCCGCGAGAUGCAAUCUCCAUCUCGACCCGAGGAUCCGAGAAGCAAGGACUGGCAUCCGCUCGUGUCCAGUACGAGCUAGGCACUCUCAGUGAACGCUACCAGAAGCUCAACGAAGAUCGCAAGCGGAUUCUGCGCGAAGUCGGCGAGAAAGACUUGGAAAACUUGCGACUCAAGGAGCAGCUCGCUCGUAUCAGAGCACAAGUAGGCGCAGACAAGGUACUCGAAUCAGUGCGCAAGAUCGUCACGCGCACUGUCCUGGAUGAAUUCCACGCGCCUGCUGAGUCGGCUCAGCACUCGCCGUCGCCUGCUAAGGUAGAUAAUGAGCACGAGACGGUGGCAGAGCCAAGCAAGAGCCGUAGUGAUGAUGAGGACAGCUUGCUGCCCGAUGAUGAAGAUGACCAGGCAGACGAUCUCGAGUUGAUCUCAAGUCAGCUCAUGUCUCAACGACCGUCGAGCGGCAAAUCGCAGCAACGUAGAACAGUAGUCCUGGACUCUGAUGACGACGACGAUGCGCCGGCAAGUCAGCUGAGUGCAAAAGCGCAGGGCAAGCAACGGGCACUGGAGGAGCGACCCUACAAGCCAGUCGCCACAAGACAAAGUCUCGAGGAUUGUGCCAUCUGCAUGGACUCGAUGGAUUUAUCCCUGUCUGCAAUGUUUACUUGCGGCCACAUCUUUCAUCUUGACUGCAUACAAUCCAUACCAACGCAGGAUGGCGAUGAUCAUGGCAGCGCUUCGACAGGCACAGACGAAGACGAAGCAGCCGAGGUCGAGAACAUCUUUGACGAUGCAUCGCCUGACAAACGCAAGAAGACUCUCAAGGACCCCGAACGCAUAUGCCCGCAUUGUCGUCAAGUGAAUGCCGAUUCUGUCAUUGUCAAACACUUGCUUGAACCCAUCGAGGGCAUGCAAGCAAUCGAAGAAGUCUUAUCUGCAUGGUUCGGAUCUGCAGAGCAACAACUACUGGACCAGCAGGCGACCACACGGCGUAGUCGGUUUGUCGGCCGAUCAGGCGCAAUCAGGACUGCAAAGGAGAACCGCGAAGGAGAAGCGAGUGAGCGCAAGAGGGCAGGCAGCGAGGAUGACGACAUCUCAGACGUGUCUCUCGAAUCCGAUUCGUCAGAGUCUCAUCGAGAUCCUACGCCUCAGCUGGACGAUAUCGUCAUCAGACGCACGCCUACGCCGUUCGAAUCGACAUCUUCCGAAACGGAAGCCGAGCCGGAGGUCAGCAAGAGUUCACCAAGAAAGCGCACGCGAAGGGUUGUGGAGAGUAGUAGCGAUGGCGAGACCGAUCAACUCAACACAAGCCAGGCUGGGCAGACGAGAGAAGCACGCAGGAGGAAUCUGUCGAAGCUAGCAAAGAACAAGGCGCCCGCUCGAGCAUAUUUCUGA
Mixia osmundae IAM 14324 is the source of this 1888-nucleotide messenger RNA. RefSeq lists its product as uncharacterized. The coding region runs from base 485 to 1888 and encodes 467 amino acids. NCBI's taxonomy places the organism in Eukaryota, Fungi, Basidiomycota, Mixiomycetes, Mixiales, Mixiaceae. The transcript is spliced from 4 exons. The record is from RefSeq and is a predicted model, not a curated record.